GAGGAAGUCAGGUCAGCAAAACAUCACACUUCAAAGUCACAGGCCGCUGUUCACUUCCUGAAAUUAAACAGACUUUGUCUUAUCUGCCUCAGUUAAAUUCAAACCUUGUUCAUCAAAUAAAGAUUCCGGUGGCCUUUGCUGAUGUUGCUGUAUGAGUUCCUCAAGGUUCUUCUCUCAGCAACGGAUAUUUUUCACAUCUUUGUCAAGAGAUUCAACUCCCCAGUAUUUCACAAGGACAAAGCCAAAAAUGUGAGAAAAAUCAAAUGUCCACCCCUCCCAAACCAAACUAUACUCGAAUCGAGUGUCGGGUUAAACAUAUUAAGAAGCUCCCGAAUGGAAGUAGAAACGACCAAAGAAAGUUUGAAUUGCUUCAGUCAUGGCAAAGCAGUAAGUGAAAAAUGUUAAGUCUAUCUGUUGCUACUGCUAACGAUGGUGACGUAGGACUGACCUGUCGGGAAUAUAAAAGCUGAUGCUGCUAGAGCUAACGGCUGGAAUGGACUGCAGUUUUCUGGAGGAUUAGUGAAGGGGAGAUGAAUGGUUUUGUAAUUUUAAGAUGCGUGUCAUAGCGUAUAUCUAUUGUUUUUUAAAAUCUGUGUUUUGUUUUGUUUUGUUACUUUUGAUAUCUUGACAAGAACCCUUUAUAUCGAAACAAAUAUUUUUUUCUUGGGUAAGUGAUGAGAACAGCUGUUUUCAACACUUGUAGUGGUUUGUCUCAUCGAACAAGAAUGAUGCUAAAUUCAACCCCAUCAAAUGUCUCAUACUUUAUUCUUGAAACUUAUUUGCAUGUUGGAAACUUAAGGUACUUGUUUUUCAUGUUAACUGCACUGCUUUACUUUGUUAUUCUUGUUGUCAACACGUCACUCAUUGUGGUUAUCUGUAUGAACAGAAGCUUACAUGAACCUAUGUACAUUUUCCUGUGCAGCCUGUUUGUAAAUGAACUGUAUGGUAGUACAGGGUUGUUUCCAUUCCUGCUGGUUCAGAUCCUCUCUGACGUUCACACUGUUUCUGUUCCCUUCUGUUAUCUGCAGAUCUUCUGUUUGUACACAUAUGCACAUGUAGAGUUUAGUAACUUAGCCGUCAUGUCUUAUGACAGAUAUCUCGCUAUUUGUUAUCCUCUACAAUAUAACACACGUAUGACAUCAAACAAGGCAGCCAUUUUUAUUGUUGUAAUAUGGUUGUACUCUUUUGUGAAAUUUUUAAUUACUUUGUCCUUAAACAUCCGUUUGCACCUUUGUGGAAACAUCAUAAACAGUUUGUAUUGUCAUAACUACCUUGUUGUCAAGUUGGCUUGUUCUGACACCAAAGUGAACAACAUUUAUGGACUUUUUGGCAUUGGUCUCACUGUCUUAGUCCCUCUCAUUCCAAUCCUUUUCUCUUACACAAAAAUUCUUAAAGUUUGUUUUUCUGGUUCUAAGCAGACCAGACAGAAAGCUGUCAGUACCUGCACACCUCACCUGGCUUCUCUGCUCAACUUUUCAUUUGGUUGCUGCUUUGAAAUACUUCAGAGUAGAUUUGAUACGACUGGUGUACCCAGUAUGCUGCGAAUCCUUCUGUCUCUGUACUUCCUCAUCAUACAGCCUCUUCUCAAUCCAAUCAUGUACGGACUGCAAAUGACCAAAAUUCGACAUACAUGUAAACAAUUGCUCUGUUAUAAAAUGUUGACUGGACACAGACAUACUGUGUCAGUACAUUAAAAAGGUCAUCAUUACUCAUUCUUCAAAUGAUCUACAA
This is a messenger RNA of Scatophagus argus, 1731 nucleotides long. Its product is annotated as olfactory receptor 11A1-like. The transcript has a single exon. Gene Ontology annotation, biological process: G protein-coupled receptor signaling pathway. Gene Ontology annotation, cellular component: membrane. Bases 675 to 1694 code for a protein of 339 amino acids. Gene Ontology annotation, molecular function: G protein-coupled receptor activity; olfactory receptor activity. The record is from RefSeq and is a predicted model, not a curated record. Lineage: Eukaryota; Metazoa; Chordata; Actinopteri; Scatophagidae.